Messenger RNA from Peronospora matthiolae, 2640 nucleotides. Lineage: Eukaryota; Oomycota; Peronosporomycetes; Peronosporales; Peronosporaceae. The record is from the annotation of a GenBank genome assembly.
AUGAGCCGCUCCGCCGCGUCGGAGCUCACGCCGCUGCUCAAGCCCAGCGACAACGUGCACCUCCCCGUCUCGUCUCCCUCGCACUCCUCCGUCUCCUCUAUCUCUCUACCCGCUCAUCUCCCGCGUUGGUUCGUGCUUGCCGCGCUCCUCAGCGCUCUCUUGACUCUUCUAUGGCUCGUUCUGCUCGCUUUAGGUCCUCAAUUGGCUCUCCAAAUGGACGUGACGUUCUACCUAUACGCUGGCGUCCUCAACUCCUUAUUGGGCAGCUUCCUCUCUGCCAGUGGCUACUGCUGUCAAAAGUACGCACACGUCCGUGUCGCACAUAACGCUGCACUCGGGACAGCUCCAAUGCAGACAGUGUUCCAAGCUGGUGUCUUUCUAUUAGCUAUGGGGACCGUCUCGGCUAUCAGUAACCUCGGGAUCCUCGGUCAAGCUGUUCAAGCACCUUUUGCAGCACUCACGCUCAUCUACAGCGCGUUGCUCGGACGCUUUGUCCUGUACGAGAGCUUUGGACGCUACGACCUCCUCUCGAGCGCGCUCAUUAUUAUGGGCGUCAGUGUUGACGUGUACGCGGCGCAACUCGCCCACGUGGCGCACAGGUCGUACACGCUACAGUCCCUGGGACAGCUGUUGACGAGGAACUCGGUCUGGCCAUUGGGGUACACGAUCGUCACGCUCACGUACGCGAUGGUACUGCUCCGACGCGUGCAGUCGGACAAGCUGCAGCGUCACUCGAGCGGACUGCUGGCUUUUAGUUCUUGUGCUGGUAUCAUGGCCGGCUUUACGUCGCUUGCGACCAAGUCGGUCGUUGAAGUCACCAAGUCGGCGUUGAAACGUCACGAGUGGCUGGUGUUUGUGAACCCGUGCUUUGCUUUGCUGGCCAUUGCGAUUCCAUGUGCACUUGUGCCGCAGCUUUUCUUUCUCAACAAGGGGUUGGAGUUCUUUGGCACGCUCAAGUUCAUCCCGUUGUAUCAAGCUUUCAUCAUUCUUGGCAACAUGGGCUGCGGCAUGGUCUUUUACGACGAGAUGGCCAGCUACAGCUCGAUAGCACUGACAUGGUCCAUGGGUGGCAUCGUGAGCACGAUCUGCGGCGUGGGUGUACUGCUGGUCAAAGUUAACGACGAGCUUGGCGGUGCAGACGUCCGACGUUUAAAUGCAGUGAGGGCAGUGGACCAACCCAUGGAUGAGUUGCUCGACUGCAAAGACAACGUCAAGGCAAGAUUCGACACGGACUUUACGUUCGAACAGAUGGAGUGGGCUACUGAUUGUGACAAAUUGACGUCCAACAAUUUGCGCGUGUGCCGCGAUUUCCGCGAGUGUCAAGAAGCUAUUGUGGAGCUACUGGUGUCUGCGCGCAAGUCGAUUUACUACUCGACAUUCUUGUGUGACUUCAACCAAGUUCUCCACACGACAAGUGACGAGCACAAAGGCAGCACAUUCGUGUCGCUUGUGCGUGACGCCGUGAAGCGUGGAGUUGACGUCCACGUCUUGUACAAUCCCGUGCGUGACUACGGAACGAACUCGAUCGCGGAUUUGCGUCGCAUUUUGCCUCAAGAAGUGCACGUUGCUUGCUCCGUGAGCGAUCUGGGUCCGAGCUGGUUCACCCGCCACUUAUCAAACAAUUCUAGGUAUGCUUUUCACCAUCAAAAGUACAUUUGCGCUGACGAGGAGACCAUCAUGGUUACUGGCUGCGACGUGAACACUGAGCGGGAGGGCUGGUUGCUCAAAAAUCAUCUCGGAUACUAUUGGCAUGAGCUCAGUGUUAUCUCCCGCUGCACACCUGGGAUGCUCCAUUGGAUCCGCGCAAACCACAAGCCCGCUCGAGAGAAACGGUACUACGAUCACUUCAUGGAGUCGCCGCCUUUUCCGCUCGUGUCUGGCGGUUGGCGAGAAGAGAAUUGCAUGGUGAACAUGAUCAUGAAUGCCAAGCACUCCGUGCAGUUGGAAAGCCAAAUCAUGAUAUCAGGUGGCUCUUUGCAGCACAACCGCAUCUGUCCUGCGAUCGUCGCUCGAAUUAGUCAAGCCCGCCGCAAAGGUGAGCCAUUUCACGCUCUAAUCCUGACCAACGCAGCACAGAAGGACGAGCCUUCAUUUCUGGCACGCACGUACUGCUCGCUCUCCAUCCAAUGGUCGCUGGAGCAGCUGGAGGAAUCUGCGUUAGCGUACGGUCUUGCGCUGGACGAGCUAUGGCAGCAUCUUCAAGUGGGUUCUCUCGAGUACGAUAACGUGCUGGUUAAAGUGCAUUCCAAUAUCCUGAUUGUGGAUGGCAACUACGCACUGCGAUCGUCUUCAAAUCUGGCUGACCGCAGUCUAAGUGCGCGUCCCAAUGAUACGGAGCUGGGGUUGCUGUUUUCUGGACCUCGCGUGAAUGAACUACAGCAAGACCUACUCAACAUGUACCUCGGUACAGUGGGUGAGAGUUACUCGUGGAGUCAAGUGUUUGAGCGUAUUCGAGGCUCAGCAACGAAGGAACCGGCCGGAUUGAUUCAACCGCUGAAGAAGAAAACGUACAGUCCCAUAUUCACGUGGUUCUUGAUGAAUCUUUUCAUUUACUGCAGUGAAGGUGCUACCGGUGGCCGAGUCAAAGUGACUUACGAAACUAAGGUACUUGGUGACAACAAGCACGAACUCGAGACCUGA